CACGAAAAUCGGCAGAAAACCGGAGGAAAAUCCCUAAAGAGAUUUUCGAACAGAGGAAAAACUGUCUUCUACGGAAGGCUGAAAUAUUUUCAUUGUGCGGUGAAGAACAACUGAUAGCGAAAGUGGGAGUGUGGGAGUGAAGAGGAGACCAAACAAGUGCCGGAACGUGCUCGAGUGCCUCCAUCCUUGCGGUUUUGGUUUUUGUGUCUCGAGCCGCUCCUCCCCGUAUUUAUAUACACCCCGUAUACGCCGUGUUGACACGUCGGCGGUCGCCAGUUUUCGGUUUUUAUUUAAUUUUUUUUAUUUGUAAUUUUUUCCCGUGGUUAGCCGGGCCCAAAACUUUUCGCCUUUGUCCCCGGCCCAACAAUAAUAUUUAACGGCCGGAGUGAGAGUUAAAGUUUAACUGACUGCAAACCAACUUGAAAUUAAAUCAAUUUGCCAAAAGCAGCUAGAGUGGAAGUGAGAGAACUCAAAGGCUCAGUCAAUUAGCGAUGAAGGCUUUGUGAGCGGCCAAGAGGUUUUUGGCCAGGCCACCGAGUAAGGAGCUCAAUUCCGGCGGCGACGGAAAUGGCUGCUUAAGUGGUGCGCAUCCGAACCGGAACCACCGGCAGCAGCAAGUCGAGCACGCAACCGCCACUCAACUCAUUAGCCCGGCCGUAAAGAUGGCCAACUUGAGCUCCACCACCAGCACCACCCAGAUUCCCCUGGCCAGCACGACCAACUGGAGCCUGACUCCGCCGGGGACCACCAGCGCCAUCCUGGCGGAUGUGGCUGCUGCCGCUGCUGCUGCGGCUGCGGAGGAGGAGAGGAGCGGCGGGAUCAUCCACAACCAGUUCGUGCAGAUCUUCUUCUACGUCCUGUACGCCACCGUCUUCGUCCUGGGAGUCUUCGGGAACGUCCUGGUCUGCUACGUGGUGCUGCGGAACCGGGCCAUGCAGACGGUGACGAACAUAUUCAUCACGAACCUGGCCCUGUCGGACAUACUGCUCUGCGUCCUGGCGGUGCCCUUCACCCCCCUGUACACGUUCAUGGGCCGCUGGGCCUUCGGGAGGAGCUUGUGCCACCUGGUGUCCUUCGCCCAGGGCUGCAGCAUCUACAUCUCCACGCUGACCCUGACCUCCAUCGCCAUCGACAGGUACUUCGUGAUCAUAUACCCCUUCCACCCGCGCAUGAAGCUCUCCACGUGCAUCGGCAUCAUAGUGAGCAUCUGGGUGAUAGCCCUGCUGGCCACCGUUCCCUACGGGAUGUACAUGAAGAUGACCAACGAGGUGGUCAACGGCACGCAGGCCGGGAACGAGACCCUGGUGGAGGCCACUCUGAUGCUGAACGGGAGCUACGUGGCCCAGGGAUCGGGACUGCUGGCCGACGUCCCCGACGCCACCUCGGCGGCCCAGGCCUACAUGCAGGUGAUGACCGCCGGGUCGACGGGGCCGGAGGCGCCCUACGUGCGGGUGUACUGCGAGGAGAACUGGCCGUCGGAGCAGUACAGGAAGGUGUUCGGGGCCAUCACCACCACGCUGCAGUUCGUGCUGCCCUUCUUCAUCAUCUCCAUCUGCUACGUGUGGAUCUCCGUGAAGCUGAACCAGCGGGCCAGGGCCAAGCCGGGAUCGAAGUCCUCGCGGCGGGAGGAGGCGGAUCGGGACCGCAAGAAGCGCACCAACCGGAUGCUCAUCGCCAUGGUGGCCGUCUUUGGACUCAGCUGGCUGCCCAUCAACGUGGUCAACAUAUUCGACGACUUCGACGACAAGUCCAACGAGUGGCGCUUCUACAUCCUGUUCUUCUUCGUGGCCCACUCGAUCGCCAUGAGCUCCACCUGCUACAACCCCUUCCUCUACGCCUGGCUGAACGAGAACUUCCGCAAGGAGUUCAAGCACGUCCUGCCCUGCUUCAAUCCCUCGAACAACAACAUCAUCAACAUCACCAGGGGCUACAACCGCAGCGACCGGAACACCUGCGGUCCGCGGCUGCAUCACGGCAAGGGGGAGGGGGGACUGGACGCCGACGACCAGGACGAGAACGGCAUCACCCAGGAGACGUGUCUGCCCAAGGAGAAGCUGCUGAUCAUCCCGCGGGAGCCGACCUACGGCAACGGCACGGGCGCCGUCUCGCCCAUCCUGAGUGGGAGGGGCAUCAAUGCCGCCCUGGUCCACGGCGGGGACCACCAGAUGCACCAGCUCCAGCCCGCGCACCACCAGAAUGUGGAGCUGACGAGGAGGAUCCGCCGGCGCACGGACGAGACGGACGGCGACUACCUGGACUCCGGCGACGAGCAGACCGUGGAGGUGCGCUUCAGCGAGACGCCGUUCGUCAGCACGGACAACACCACCGGGAUCAGCAUCCUGGAGAGCAGCACGAGUCAGUGCCAGGACUCGGACGUGAUGGUCGAACUGGGCGAGGGAAUCGGCGCAGGCGGAGGGGAGCUCGGGAGACGAUUCAACUGAGACAGGAUUUUCGAAACGCAUUUCUAAGCAUCUUCUUGGACGGACUUCUAUUGAAUUGUGCUAGUAAUUCAAGCCAAAAUAAUGCAGGGAAAUGUCAGCUGGAUUUCGGAAG
Messenger RNA from Drosophila rhopaloa, 2553 nucleotides. It is a transcript of the gene sNPF-R, whose product is annotated as prolactin-releasing peptide receptor. Gene Ontology annotation, cellular component: plasma membrane; neuron projection. The record is from RefSeq and is a predicted model, not a curated record. Lineage: Eukaryota; Metazoa; Arthropoda; Insecta; Diptera; Drosophilidae. Gene Ontology annotation, biological process: G protein-coupled receptor signaling pathway. The coding region runs from base 663 to 2441 and encodes 592 amino acids. The transcript has 3 exons. Gene Ontology annotation, molecular function: neuropeptide Y receptor activity; neuropeptide binding.